AUGGCUGCUGUCAAGGCUUACGAAUUGCGCACCAAGAACAAGGCCGAGCUCACCAAGCAGCUCGAGGAGCUCAAGCAGGAGCUUGCCAGCCUCAAGGUCCAGAAGGUUGCUGGUGGCUCUGCCGGCAAGCUUACCAAGAUAGAUACAUUGGUCGAUUCAUACCCUCGACACGUUUUGACUCGGGCCUCUGCUGUCCGCAAGUCCAUUGCUCGUGUCAUGACUGUCAUCACCCAGACCCAGCGUGCCCAGCUCCGUCUCUUCUACCAGAAGAAGAACUUCCUCCCCUUGGAUCUCCGUGUCAAGAAGACCCGCGCCAUCCGUCGCCGUCUUACCAAGCACGAGGCUUCCGUCAAGACUGUCAAGCAGCAGAAGAAGGCUACUCACUUCCCUCUUCGCAAGUACGCUGUCAAGGCUUAA
Molecule: messenger RNA, 417 nt
Organism: Linnemannia hyalina
Lineage: Eukaryota; Fungi; Mortierellomycota; Mortierellomycetes; Mortierellales; Mortierellaceae
Source: the annotation of a GenBank genome assembly